AUGAAGUCCUCAUUCAUCACCUUUAUCAGUCUCUUCUUGUUCCUCAUAGGCACAGUUGGUAAGUUUUCUAGCGACUUCCACAGAACCCUUCCUAUGCUAAGUACAGAAAACAGUUGCGGCACCCAGUGCCCUCGAUUCCACCGAGAUUGUCAAGAGACAGAACUUCCAAGAGGUGGACGCAAUUCUCGGAACCGCAAAGGCCGACAUUAUCCAAACCAACACUGCCUACAGUCCGUUUUCAAACCAAUCAUUGAUAGAUGCCCCGAGAGCUUAGACUAAUGACAUUUCCAGAUGCUACCAGCCCAGUAACGACUGCUACUGUGACUUCGUACUGCAACGAUAUCAUUGUAAUCAUCAAUAUUGCCAUCACCGAAUGUGGGAAGAUUCCCCCCAACCACAAGUUCCUCAACAUCACGUUGAUUGCCAAUAUCUUGUUCGAUAUCCUCUGCGAGAUCAACUUCACAUUGAGUCUUCUUCUUUCCAAGUGCGGACUUCGUAUGUCUCCUUAUCCCACACCCUUCAUGACUUGUGCCUCGGGUGCUUAGGCUAACCGCACACAGUGGGGGGGCUCUUAAUAGUCAUCAUUGUUCUUGUCAGCGGGCUCAUCCUUGCCCUUAACACCCUCCUCAUUGUGGUUGCAGGAGUGUGCGUCCCCGGCCUCUUGGCGCUCCUCCUCGCCCUCAUCCUCAGCCUUCUGGGCCCCAAUUGCUUGAUCCUCCUCUGUGGCCUGGUCCUUUAGGUGUUGAUACCGCUUUGAUACUCACAAAUUCACAACUGUGAAGGGUUUGUGAUGAAAUAUCUAUAUGGCGGAUUGGAGGAUGGAUAUUAUCAGACUAUAGGUGGAGGAUAUUUCUGGAUUAUCUUGAUGGGUUCAUUUCUGAAAUGUCGGGAAAGCCAUUCACUUCGUAUCGUAUCUAUAAAAAAUAAAAAAUAAAAAUCCCGACGCUUUCACCAUGCAAAAUUUCCUCUCAAUGAAUGUGAUAACCCAUACGUGGGUAUAUU
Tuber aestivum (summer truffle) is the source of this 1002-nucleotide messenger RNA. The record is from the annotation of a GenBank genome assembly. Lineage: Eukaryota; Fungi; Ascomycota; Pezizomycetes; Pezizales; Tuberaceae.